UGACCGCACAAAUCGUCGAGUUCGCACCCUUUUGCUCCAUUUUCCCUCCAUUUGGUGGAGGAAAGUUCUGAUUGCUUCUCUCCAUAUCGAUAUCUGGACAGCUGAGCAUACAAUACUGUGGCAGGAAUGAGGCAGGCCCGAUUCCUGCACAUAUUUCUCGUUGUAUCCUUGGCAUGGCUCGGUGCUUUCUUCGCCAAUGCUGAAGACCCGUAUAGGUACUUCAAUUGGGAGGUCACUUACGGAACAAUUUCUCCUCUUGGUGUAUCUCAACAGGGCAUCCUAAUCAAUGGUCAGUUUCCUGGGCCACCCAUUGAAGCUAUCACUAAUGACAACAUCGUCUUAAACGUGGUUAACAAGCUAGAUGAACCUUUCCUCCUCACGUGGAAGGGGGUCCAGCAGCGGAAGAACUCAUGGCAAGACGGAGUGCUCGGGACGCAGUGCCCGAUCCCACCGGGCACGAACUGGACCUACAAGUUCCAGUUGAAGGAUCAGAUCGGGACCUUCAUGUACUUCCCUUCAAUCGGGCUUCAGAGAGCUGACGGAGGUUUCGGAGCUUUGAACAUCGCGCAGAGAUCAGUCAUCCCAAUUCCAUAUCCCACGCCAUUCGGAGAGUUCACUCUUCUUGUUGGUGAUUGGUACAAGAGCGACCACAAGGCCCUACAGCAAACCCUCGACAAGGGCAAUCUUCUUCCUCUUCCUGACGGUAUUAUCAUCAAUGGACGUCCUAAUGGUUUCACAUUCACCGGUCAAAGAGGACAAACAUACAAGUUCAGGGUUUCCAAUGUGGGAAUCGCUACUUCGAUCAACUUCAGGAUUCAAGGCCACAAUAUCACCUUGGUCGAAGUUGAGGGAUGUCACACUCUGCAAGAGGUGUACGAAUCGCUGGAUGUCCAUGUGGGGCAAUCCGUCACGGUUCUGGUCACAUUGCAAUGGUCGCCCAAGGACUACUUUGUGGUUUGCUCGUCCCGGUUCACAAAGCCUAUCUUAAAUGCCACCGCACUGCUUCACUACGACGGAUCUAACACCCCAGCCUCGUUGCCUCUGCCAAUUGGUCCAACCUACCAAAUCCACUGGUCCAUGAAACAAGCUAGGACCCUCAGGACGAACUUGACGGCCAAUGCCGCAAGGCCGAACCCACAAGGCUCCUACCAUUACGGCACAAUCCAAGUGAAUAGGACACUCAUCCUGGCCAACGCCCCUACCAAAAUAAAUGGCACGCUCAGGUACACUGUGAACAACGUCUCCUACGUUGACCCGGACACCCCGCUCAAGCUGGCCGAUUACUUCAACAUUCCCGGGGUCUUCACGCUGAACAGCAUCAAGGACACUCCUCCCUCAGGGCCGGACGCGCUGGGCACCUCAGUUGUCGGGACGACGCUCCACGACUUUGUAGAGAUCAUCUUCCAGAACACUGAGAAGGCUAUACAGUCCUGGCACUUGGAUGGCUACAGCUUCUAUACUGUUGGAUAUGGUUCCGGCCAGUGGACGCCGGAUAUGCGGAAAAGGUACAACAUGGCCGAUGCGGUCUCUAGAGACACUGUUCAGGUAUACCCUCUGUCGUGGAGUGCAAUACUGGUGUCCUUGGACAACAAGGGGAUGUGGAACUUGAGGUCAGCGAUCUGGUCGAAGCAGUACCUGGGGCAGCAGCUUUACAUCCGGGUCUGGAACAACGAGAAGAGCCCCUACACCGAAUACGACGCCCCACAAAACGUGUUGCUUUGCGGCAAAGCCAAGAGCUCCUAGAAAGAAUCUCCCUUCCCAUUUUUAGUCCCUUAAAUUUCGUUGUUUUUUUACUUUCUGGUUCCACUUUUUUAUUAUAUGGACUCGGUAUAUUCAGCUUUCAGUCACGAUGGGGUGACUGUAAAUGUUGGUGUCGGAAGGAAAGAAAUGAUUGAUAGUUUGAAAUGAUUGAUUUCUCUCCAAUUGUAUCUUGAAAAUAA
Molecule: messenger RNA, 1940 nt
Organism: Eucalyptus grandis
Lineage: Eukaryota; Viridiplantae; Streptophyta; Magnoliopsida; Myrtales; Myrtaceae
Product: L-ascorbate oxidase homolog
Exons: 9
Coding region: 127-1743 (538 amino acids)
Molecular function (GO): copper ion binding; oxidoreductase activity
Source: RefSeq, a predicted model, not a curated record